Molecule: messenger RNA, 1466 nt
Organism: Thecamonas trahens ATCC 50062
Lineage: Eukaryota; Apusomonadida; Apusomonadidae
Exons: 1
Coding region: 237-1391 (384 amino acids)
Molecular function (GO): protein binding
Source: RefSeq, a predicted model, not a curated record
CGAUGGCAACUUGACUCGACAGCCAUUCUUUAUGGACCUGCUGAGCUGCCCGAGGAGACAGCAGCACUUCUACGGGUGCUCAAGGCCAAGGCCAUGUCGCUCAUGCUGUCAUCGAUGACUCGGAUCGGGAGACGGUCUCGGACUCUGUUGAUGGCGAGCAUGAUGAGGUCAUUGAUCAUCAUCAUAUCGCUGAUCGUCUUGUCCUCCUCAAGCGCUUUCACAACGAUGAAGAACUGAUGGCUCUACUGGACUCGCUCGCCGCGCCAUCGGGCUGGCACCCGAGUCUGGCCAACGAGCCGGGCGACGGUGGUGGCGAGUCUGAUGCGCUGGGCCCGGCUGCGGUCAUUGUGGUCCGCUCAAACGAUCCCAACUCCACCAUGGAUCAGAAGUGGAUUUCGCCCGCUUGUGCCAUGGUGGUCGGCAAGUCGCGCGGGUGCGUGGCGCUCAUGGCCGGCCACGACGCGAUGCGGAUGGCCAAAGUUCUGGCGCUCGGCAAGCCGCUCGAUGACCUCCCGCCUGCUGACCCGGCCGAGAUGUGGCUGGUGAGCCUGCCGGACGAGCUUUUGCUUGCCAUCUGCUCGUACUUGGACCAGCCGUCGCGGCUUGCACUGAUGCAGACAUGCGGCCAAAUGCAGCGGGUUUGUGGCGACGCCUCGCUGUGGCGGACGCUCACCCUCACUCAUCCCAACCAGGGCGACUGGGAGCUACUCGAUCUGCUGACGCAGCUGCCGGCCAGUGCCCGCACUGGCGUCACUAAGCUCUACUUUGCGCAGACCUGGAUUACUGCUCUUGGCCUCCUCUGUUCCCUCCUCGCCUGCCCGAAUGUGACCGACGUCGACGUCUCGGCGCUCCGCAACCGCCAGGAGCAGAUGCCCCUGAUCCUGUACCUCCUGCGCCACUACGCGCCCAGGCUGACUCAUUUUGACGCCGUCGGCGCGUGCGACAUCACCCGCAGCAUCACCCUCACCUCCCCUCUCAAGCACAUGCUCCGCAAGAGGCUGACCGGCGGAUGGGAGCUGGUCUCGACCGGCAUGCUCCAUCCGGGCACCUUUGCCUUCCUACCGUCUCCCACCGCCCUCCGCCUUGUCUACAUCAAGGCCAUCGAACCGAUGCCCGGCAUGCACAUGCAUCCGCGCUGGCGCGUCGACCGGGUUAUUCUCCGCUUGUCCGAUCCCUACGGCCGAGCCCCUGCAGCUUACGCCCAGUCAAUCAUCCUGCCAAGCAAGAUGUGGGAGGUGGUUGUGCCCACUGUCGAGGCGGACGCCAACGACCCGACCCGCACACGUAUCACCUGGAGCGAGUCGUCGAUUGUUGUCAGCUCGACGUUUGUCAGCGCCGAUCCAGUCGACACCGACGAGAGCACGUCGUCGCCGAGGUACAACGCCAUGUAGUGUUUUAAUACAUGCUAGGCCAGAGUACCUUAUGGCUCCUCAGUCGGGUCCCACCCCGUCACAAAGCCCUCGUCG